This is a messenger RNA of Plasmodium gallinaceum, 3111 nucleotides long. Its product is annotated as conserved Plasmodium protein, unknown function. Gene Ontology annotation, cellular component: cytoplasm; membrane; microtubule. Bases 1 to 3111 code for a protein of 1036 amino acids. The transcript has 5 exons. The record is from RefSeq and is a predicted model, not a curated record. Gene Ontology annotation, molecular function: GTPase activity; microtubule binding. Lineage: Eukaryota; Apicomplexa; Aconoidasida; Haemosporida; Plasmodiidae.
AUGGAGUACGGUAAUGGAAAUGACAAGAUAUUCGACUUAAAUUCAAUAAGUAGAGAAAAAUUAGAGUUAGUUGAGGUUUUUUAUGAUAAAAUGAAAGAUACUACAAAUGCUAAUGCUUUAUAUUUAUAUGCAUUACAAAUAUUUAAAAUAUGUAAUAUACAUAAUGAGUUGCCACGUUUAGUAGUUUUUGGUCAGCAGUCUAUGGGGAAAACAACCCUCUUGGAUUUUAUUAUGGGUGGCCCAAUGGGAUAUACUAGCACUGAUACAGGAACAAAACAACCUAUAGUUAUUAUAUUAAAACCAAGUGAAACUAAUAAAAUAGAAUGCCAUUUAAAUAAAAAAAAAGUAAAUAUUGACGACUUACAUGAAAAAAUGAAAUCCAUAAUGAGUAAUUUAAAUGAGUCUAUUAUAUCAAAAGAAUUAGAAGUAGAAAUCUCUAUACCUGGAGGGAUUUAUGCUACAUUUGUAGAUUUACCAGGAAUAAAAGAUGACUCAAAAGCAGGAUCAGAAUUAACAAGAAAAAUUGUUCGUAAUUAUGUUCAAAAUUUUCCUAAUGAUAUUUACAUUUUAGUUAAAAAAGCAUCAGACGAUCCAGCUAAUUGGCCAUAUCAUUUAAGAGAAUUCAUAUUAAAACCAAGACCGUUAGGAUUAGGAUUGCAACCAAAACAGUGCAUAGUAGUUGGUACAAGAGCAUUAGAAUUCUUAAACAACGAAUUAAAUAACAUUAAAACAUUAUCAGAGUUGUACGAAAGAGUUAAAAAAAGAAGUAUUAUGGAUAAUAAUGAUAAUAUUUUAUCUUUAUAUUUACUAGAAUUGUUUUCUAUACCUAUUGAACAAAAAGAAAAAAAUGAUUUUAUGACAAAUAGAAUUGCCAUGUAUUCUAAAAUAUUAAAUGGAAGAAAAAAUGUAUUAGAUCUAUUAUUAAACAAAUUUGAGAAUGAUUGCAAUGACUCUAUUAAAAAAGAAUUAAUUGAUUGCUUUGAUGUGGAAAAAUUUAAACAGGAAGUAAAUAAUAAGUUUAUGAAUAUAUUAAUACAACAAUUACGUAAAGUAGAAGUAAAAUUAGAAAAAAAAAAAGCCAAGAUGGAAUUUUAUAAUAAAAAAUUAGAAGAAUUAUAUAAUAAAGGAAAUAUAUUAAGUAUUAGAGAACAAAUUAAACUUUAUAUACGUGAAUUAGUUAAUAUAAUAUCUAAUUUAUUAACAGGUAAUUACCCAAUUCUAAAUUUACCAAAAAAUGGGGAGAGUUUUUUAAAAAAAUAUGGUGGAACUUUGAUGGAUAAUUUAAGGGAUGGAAAUGAUUUGGCUAUAGAAUUAUUUGAAAAAAAAGGAUUAUAUGAUGAAAAUUUUUUAAAUGCUCUACACGAAAAUUUAAAUAAAUAUUAUAGCAUGAAUGAUUUAAAUAAAUCAUCAUCUGAAUUUAAUUAUAAUAUAAAUGACGGCAUAAAUAAUUUAAAUAAUAGUCUUGAUGGUAGUAAUCAUAGCAACAGAGAAAUUUAUGAUAAUUUCAAUGAUAUAGAAAAAAAAAAUAAUGAAAAUAAAUCCUUGUUAGUGGAAGGCCAAUUAGUAAGAUUUAUUUUAGCAAAAGAAGAAAGUAACAUGUUUGGUAUAAUUCAAAAUUCAUCAACCGAUGUAAAAAGUAAAAAUAUUUUAGUUACAUUUUAUUUUAGGAAUAGUAAUACAGAAGAACAAGUACAAAUUAAAUCAGUUGAAAAGGAUAGAUUGACAGUUAUAAAACCUGUUGAAACUUUAAAUUGUGAUGCAUCUUUUUUAAACGGACAACUAGUUUGGUACAAGAUGGUGAGAGAUGAUGGAUGGGUAGGUUUUGAUAAAGCUGAGAUUAUAAAAGUGUUUAAUAAUAAUAGUAAAAUAAAAGAUGUUCUUAUAAGAAAUAUAUCAAAAAAUGAUGAAAUUAUAUCCAUAAAAAUUAGUGAUCUUUAUAUGGACUAUGUAAAUGAUGAAACCAAAAAUGAUUCAAAAAAAGAAAAUGAUGAAGAUAUAAUUAAAAAAAUAGCUGGUCCACAUAGUGAUUUGAAAAUACUAAAUCAGUUAGCUAUUACUUAUAUUUGCAAAUGGUUAAAACAUAAUAUAGCUAAAAUUGAACCAGAAAAAGAAUUUUCUGAUGAAGUAUUAUUACAAAUGAUGAGAAGUAUUCAUAAUAUUGUUGAUCAAAGCGAUUGGAAACCAUUAGUAGUUGAUUUGCUUCAAGCUAAUAUUAGUGGUAAUAUUUUGCAUUUAACUAAGUUAGCUAGCUGUUCAACCGCUGUAGCAUUGAAAAGAGUUUUCAAAGCUGCAUUAGGAGAAAUAAAUAGAAAAAUUAAAAAUAACUACAUCGAUGAAAAUAUAUAUUUAUUAAGUACAAACACCAAGUUUCUUGAAGAGUUAAAUCAGGCGUUACAUAAUUUUUGCAAUGAAAGAGCUAUUAUUUGUUCUAAUGAAAUGAAGGAUAUUGUUUUUGAACAAACAUAUGCUGUUCAUUUUGAAAUAAUUGAAGAAAUAUUUGAUGGGUGUAAAUUAUUUGAAGAUAAUUUUCUUACACCAAAUGGUGUUAAGCCUACAAUGUCUAUAAUUAAUAAAAAUGUUAAACAAAAUUUAGCUUAUAGAAAUCAUCAAUUAUCUUUAACAGAUAUUAAAAUAAAUAAGAAAUCGAAAUCAAAGGAAUUAAUACAAGAAGAAGUUAAGUUACAAUUUUGGGCUAUUAAAAUGCUUAUAUCCGUUCCGCUUGCUACUAAAAUUUAUGCACAUUUCCUUAAUAAUGUUUUACCAAAAAAUAAACACUUAGCAAAUAUUUUUGAUUAUUCAAUUGAUUGUGAGAGUUUUUUAGAAAAAUAUAUACAAAAUAAAUUACUAAAUAAGGAAGUAAAUGGGGUUUUUGUACCAGUAGAUGACAAGGAAUUAAUGAUUCAUUACAAUAUAAUUGAUAAUAGAGAUAAUAUUUUAAGGAAAAUUGAAAAUCAAAAAAGACUUAAUCAAUAUUUUACAAUUGUUUCAAAUUCUAUUAAACUACUAAAAAAUAAUUUAUCAAAGGAAAGCACAUUAGACUUUGUAACAAAGUUAGAUUUUAGUCAAGAAAAUAAAAAAAAUUGGCACAGAUUAGAUUCCUAUGAAGAUUGA